Messenger RNA from Volvox carteri f. nagariensis, 2589 nucleotides. RefSeq lists its product as uncharacterized. Gene Ontology annotation, molecular function: transmembrane transporter activity. Lineage: Eukaryota; Viridiplantae; Chlorophyta; Chlorophyceae; Chlamydomonadales; Volvocaceae. Bases 1 to 2589 code for a protein of 862 amino acids. The record is from RefSeq and is a predicted model, not a curated record. Gene Ontology annotation, cellular component: membrane. The transcript is spliced from 12 exons. Gene Ontology annotation, biological process: transmembrane transport.
AUGGAGCCCAGCUUCUGGGACAGUAGGUACGGCGAGGAAGAAUAUGUCUACGGGAGGGAGCCAAACGUACACGUGCGCCAAACCGCGGAACUCUACCUGAAUGCCUCGCCUUGUCACAUCGUGGAGCUAGCUUGCGGCGAGGGCCGGAACGUAGCCUACCUUGUGGCGGCGGGACACCGCGUCACGGCGGUUGACUUUUCCCAUGCAGGACUCGAUAAGACCGUACGACUGGCGGCCGAAAGGGCAGGCAGCUCCGCCGCCGCUCGAGUAAACCCCGUCAAGGCCGACGUGCUGACGUGGCGGCCGCCUGGCGGGCCCGGCAGCGUCGACUGUGUGGUGCUCAGCUUCUGCCACGUGCCGUCCGCGGACCGCCCAGCCUUCAUGGCGGGAAUAGUCGAGAUGCUGCGUCCGGGUGGGAGCGCAGGUGGGCUCCUAAUCAUGGAGGUCUUCCACCCCAACCAGAUACACAAGGGCUACAGGCAAGAGUCCGGCGGACCGCAUGAUCCGGACUUGCUGGUGACGCUGCAGGAGCUCCGAAACCAGCUGGGUCAGUACGCCGGUACCGAGCUUUUAGGGCAGGAGCUGGAGUAUGUACUCGAGCGCGCCUUUGCCAUAAUUUGUCAUGUCAUAAUUUGUCAUGUUAGGACCCGUUGGUGGUUGUCGUUUGUUGUGAGACCCGUGGAGGACGGGAAGCUGGCGUCCCUCUCCCCGGCAAGGAGGACAGCGGAGCUCUGGUUUCUGAUGCGGCCAUAUGGCCUUGAACUGCAAGGACAGCUACCCAGUGCCCCGCACGUUAACCUGUUGGCAGAGACGCUGCAUGCACAAACGUUGGCUGAGUCGGCGCCGCAUUCGGUUGCCUCGAUACCGAUUGUUGGUUCACAGUUGGGCACUGCCGAGGAACCGGGAGCUGCAGCCUCAGUGUAUGUCGCCGCACAGGCUUCUUCUUCUGCCUCUGCUUCUAGAUCAACUACAGCUGCUGUGAGCGCAGCUUCGUUCCUCGGUCCGACUCAUUUAUCACAUCCCGUUGAGGAAAGCUUAAACACCAACUUGAGCACCAGUGCCAAUACAAACGCGGAGCAACAGCAACAGCAGCAACAAACGCAGCAAGGCACGGACUUGUGGAAGCGAAUCGUUGGCGCAGUUCGCACUGUCCAUUGGGGCAAGCUCUGGGCGUUGGCGCUCUUAUUCGUGAGCUAUGUUCACCAGGCCACAACGGGCUUUGCGCUACCAGCCAUGCUGCCAAUGAUUUCCAAUGAACUACACCUCGACGACAUGCAGGAGGGCGCUCUCCUCACCACGGGCUACAGCUACCUUUACGCUGUAGCCCUGGUCCCCAUCGGCUUGCUGGCUGAUAGAGUCAGUCGUCCUCAGCUGCUGGCUGCCGGCCUGGCUCUGUGGUCCGUACUCACAUGUACGGCAUCCACGUGCCGCUCCUUCGGGGAACUCAUGUUGGCGCGUGUGGGUUUCGCCGCCGCGCAGGGCGCACAAAACCCCGUGUGUUUCUCCCUCAUUCCCGAGCUUUUCCCCGUGAAUAAAUCCACUGCACUAUCGUUGUACAAUUGCGCCAUCUACGUGGGACGCGCUCUGAGCUUCGCGGCGGUGCUGUUGGCACGGCACCUGCACGACAACGACCAGGCUCAUUUGGCGGCUCGUGGCGGAUUGCGCAUGGAGACCCGUCUUGACCAUCUGGACCGAGCUGACCUGCACAGCCUGUCCAUCAUGCACACGGCCGGUGACAUGGCGGCAGCUACCCCCGAUAAGGAAUUCAACUUUCCGCUGUGGGAGUACGGCAACGAGCUGCCUGACUCAGCUUGGCGCCAGGUGCUUCGAUGGAUCGCUAUUCCCGGAUUCCUUAUUGGUCUAGCCAUGGCGACGACCCUUCAGGAGCCCCGUCAGGCUGCCGUACAGCAGCUAGCGGCAGCGCCGCCUGCACCCGCGCCGGCGGUCGUCGCCGGCGUCGCUACCCCCCCGGCGGCAGCACUGACCGGCGCCGCCGCCGCCUUGCCGGCGCCGCCACUGUUGACCAGCGCGACCCAAGAUAAGCCCGCCGAUGCGCCAGCGGCGGCGGCGGCGGCGACGGCUGCCGCCAGCGGCUCCAACAUCAUGGCGUUGCUGCGUUCGCCUGGGUUCAUGUCUGUAACGCUGGCGGCGGCGCUGAAUGACGUCGGCUCGUACGCGCUCAUAGCCUGGCAGUCGACAUUUUACGAACGAGUGUACAAUUUGGAGCCGCCAUCGUAUGCACCAGUGCUGGCAGCGCUGCUCCCCAUCGGCGGCAUCCUCGGCGGCGUCGGCGGCGGCUACCUGGCCGACCGCCUCAGUGCCAUCGGCCGCCGGGGGUGGGUCACCGCGGGAGCCACCUGCGUGGCGGCGCCCUGCCUGGCCGCCUCCUGUCUGGCGCCCACCGCGGAGUUCAGCUACGCGGCCCUGCUGGUGGGCUUCGCGCUGAGUGAGAUGUGGAGGGCGCCGUCGGCGGUCAUGGCCAGGUGCGGCAGCGGCCGGCCCCUGCGCGCUCCGUUUGAGCGGCAGGGCGGGGCUGAGAAGCUGUACGACAUCGAGAUGAAGGCAAAGAAUAAGGCCCAGAUGAGCUAG